Messenger RNA from Tachysurus fulvidraco (yellow catfish), 1549 nucleotides. RefSeq names its product SBDS ribosome maturation factor (gene sbds). The transcript has 5 exons. Lineage: Eukaryota; Metazoa; Chordata; Actinopteri; Siluriformes; Bagridae. Gene Ontology annotation, biological process: cytosolic ribosome assembly; ribosome biogenesis. The coding region runs from base 69 to 821 and encodes 250 amino acids. The record is from RefSeq and is a predicted model, not a curated record.
ACAAGUUACUGCUCACAAGAAGAAGAAAGACACGUUUGUGUAGUGUGACGUCUAUAGCAGCAGAUAAAAUGUCGAUCUUUACACCUACAAAUCAGAUCCGUCUGACCAACGUGGCGGUGGUGAGGAUGAAAAAGGGGGGGAAACGGUAUGAAAUCGCGUGUUAUAAGAACAAGGUGAUGAGCUGGAGAUCUGGAGCAGAGAAAGAUCUGGAUGAAGUGCUUCAGACCCCCACAGUGUUUAUAAACGUGUCCAAGGGGCAAGUGGCCAAGAAGGAGGAUUUAUUAAAAGCCUUUGGGACAGAAGACUUAACAGAAAUCUGCAAACAGAUUCUGGCAAAAGGAGAACUUCAGGUGUCUGAUAAGGAACGACAGUCUCAGCAAGAGCAGAUGUUUCGGGACAUCGCUACGAUUGUGGCUGAGAAAUGUGUAAAUCCUGAAACCAAGCGUCCUUAUACAGUGAACCUAAUCGAAAGAGCUAUGAAGGACAUUCACUACUCAGUCAAAGCUACUAAGAGCACGAAACAACAGGCACUUGAGGUGAUCAAACAGCUGAAGGAAUCCAUCCAGAUACAGAGAGCUCAUAUGCGACUGCGCUUCAUCCUGCCAGCUAAAGAUGGGAAGAGACUGAAAGAGAAACUUAAACCGCUCUUAAAGGUGGUGGAGAGUGAAGACUUUGAUGAUCAGCUGGAGAUGGUGUGUUUGAUAGAUCCAGGCUGCUUUCGGGAAAUCGAUGAGCUGAUUCGCUGCGAGACAAAAGGCAAAGGUUCGGUGGAGGUUCUCAGCCUGAAAGAUGUAGAAGAAGGCGAUGAGAAACUGGAGUAACUGGUCUUAAAUCUGCCCCCUGACGCCACACUAACUACUUCCACCUUAUAUUAUAUCUCUCUUUUAUGUAUCAUGACUGUAUGUGUUUCAGUAUAUGAUUUGAAAUGAUUUCUAUAACCAGAGACUGGAUUUAAUGAAGCCUUAAUCAGCAUUUGCAGCACAACGUAGCUCGUGAUUUUUUUUUUGUUUUUAACGGACCGCUAAUCGUCGAUUUCUAAAUGUUUAGGCACGUCGACUGUUUGAGGUUUCAGUAAAUCGUCCUGAAGGAUUUAUCCGUAAUAAGUAAGUAGUGAGUAAUUAAUAAUCCAGCUCGAAUCACGACUAAGGGGUUUGUUUUCUGUGAAAAUUGAAAUGAUUUGUAUGACUGCGAGACCGACAACAGACAGACAGAUUUAUUUAAAUAAAUACAACAUGGAAAGCGAAGCGUAGGAAAUAUCCAUCUGAUGACAGAUGUCGUUCCUGCCCCUUCGGCAUCACCCACGCUCCGCUCGUCUGACUCCAAUGUGCAGUUUGUAAAUGUCCCUGUUAUUCGUAUCAUGUGUAAAGUUCAAAACUAGUGUAAAUAUUUACAACCUGCUCCUUUAAAAAACCCUCUCGGUGUCCCUGCGGUAUAGUCCGACUCCUCAGACGUGUGCCAUGUAUCUGAAUGAAAACAAAGUUGAACAGAAUCAACAUCAGGAUAACAUCGUACAAGGAAAAAGUGCAAAUAAAAAUGAACCAAAAGUGUC